Messenger RNA from Poecilia latipinna (sailfin molly), 1814 nucleotides. RefSeq names its product metalloreductase STEAP4-like. The transcript has 6 exons. The annotation marks the transcript as partial. NCBI's taxonomy places the organism in Eukaryota, Metazoa, Chordata, Actinopteri, Cyprinodontiformes, Poeciliidae. Gene Ontology annotation, cellular component: endosome; plasma membrane. The record is from RefSeq and is a predicted model, not a curated record. Gene Ontology annotation, biological process: copper ion import. Gene Ontology annotation, molecular function: cupric reductase (NADH) activity; ferric-chelate reductase (NADPH) activity.
AUUUCCUUUGAAACCAAUAAAAGUAAAAUGCUGUGUGCUCUACAGGCUGGUUCCCAGUGCUGCUGUGGUGAAAGGUCUUAACACGCUGUCUGCCUGGGCCCUGCAGAAUGAACUUUUAGCAGGAAAACAGGUCUUCCUGUGUGGAGAAAGUGGAGAAGCAAAGCAGGCAGUGGCACACCUGGCUACCAAACUGGGCCUCACUGUUCUGGAUAAAGGCUCUUUGUCAGCAGCUAGAGAGUUGGAGGACUUCCCCCUGAAAUUGUUCCCGGAGUGGAGGCUGCCUUUGUCCAUAGCUGUUGGCCUCUCCGCCUUCUUCUUCUUCUACCUGCUCAUCAGAGAUGUUAUCUAUGCUUAUGUUGAAAAGAAAAACGAUAUCUCAUAUCGAAUCAUGGUGGCCCUGGCCAACAAGGUGUUUCCAAUUGUGGCUCUUGUUAUGCUGUCUCUCUGUUACCUGCCUGGCGCGAUUGCUGCUUUCUUUCAACUCUACAGAGGGACCAAAUACAGGCGUUUCCCGAACUGGCUGGACCGCUGGAUGCUUUGCAGGAAGCAGAUGGGUCUUGUUGCACUUGGCUUUGCUGUUCUGCACGCUAUCUAUACAUUCAUCAUCCCUAUUCGCUAUUCUUUCAGGCACAAACUCAUUUCAGGGGUGGUGGAUGAGGUGAAGAACAAUAAAACCACCCCAUCUUACUUCGAUAACACUGAGGCGUGGGGCACAGACUCGUUCAUAUCGCUGGGAAUCCUGGGAUUUUUCCUCUUCGUCCUGUUAGGGCUAACAUCCUUGCCCUCUGUAGGCGGCUACCUCAGCUGGAGAGAAUUCAACUUUAUUCAGUCUAAACUAGGACAUCUCACUCUGUUCAUUUGCACGGCUCACGGCUACAUCUAUGGCUGGAAUAAAUUUCUUCGCCCCUCAACCUACAAAUGGUACACGCCUCCAGGCUACAUGCUCUGUCUGAUCGUACCUUCUGUGGUGUUGGUGCUCAAGUUACUUCUUCUCCUUCCUUGUGUGGACCGCGCCCUCACCCGAAUUCGACAAGGCUGGGAACGGACCCAGCCAAAGGAGAUGGAUGAAAUAAAAUCCACAAACCUCUGAACUUUGUUCUCAAAAGGCAGAGUAUGCACAAGAUACUUUUUUUUAUUAUUUAAUUUACAUCUUAAAUUAACCACAUAGAGUAACUGCUGGAAAAUGUUUUCAAUGUGUAAACAGUUCUAUAUUUUGGGUGACAACAUGUAAUAAAUUACCAUAGUGAGAUGUUAGACAAACAAAACAAAAUUGGUUAUUUUCACUUACUUGGGCAGUGUAUCGUUUAUCCGCUUUGGAAAAAAAAAAAGAAUAAGAAAGAUAAGUAUUACAAAAAAAGUAGGUAGUGCUGUCAUGAACAAGCAGAACUGUUUGUUUCCUCUUUUACUUUCAGCAUUCUUCUCUAAAUAAAUAUACAUAUUUAUAUCCAACACCAGGUGUUUUAGUAGUUAAUGUGGGGAAGGUUAUUGAUUGGCUGCUUUGAUUAGACAAAAUUGAGACAAGUAAAGUUUUGACUUUUGCAUCUGUUAUGGAUUUUGUCUUUUCCUCUGUCUCUCUUAUCAUCUUCUAUCUGCUUACACUCAACCGCUGCAGCUUCCAUGACCAUGUUUAUGUGUGACUGCUGCCAGUCAACAGAUGAAAAUGAUUAGACUACCCUUUAGGCAGGGUACAGAUUGCGCUUCAAUCUCAGCCUCACUUGGUUGCAUCCCUAAGGUUUGCUAAGUGACACCCAGCACUGGAUGGUGAAUGUAACUCUGUAUCUGUUUCAUUUGAAUGACGUGCAUGGCUUGUAAUA